CGGCGGAUCGCGCGCGCUCGGCCACGUUCGGCCGCGCUCGGGCCUCCUCGCGCGCGGUACGGUGAAGAACGUCAGUUACUCUUCGACACUCGCGCGGAAGAGUCUGUGCGUAUUUAGCGGCCGGGGCUAUUCGCCGGGUCCCUGUCACGGAGUGCCGGAGUAAUCUCGUUUCAAGGUGUUAUAUUCCCUGCGUUUACGUCUACCCCUCUCUGUGACACGCGCGCUACGAGGGCGGAAGAUCGUAACGUGCGGUGUAUCGCGAGCUACGUUUUGUGCGGCGAGUAGUAGUUGGCAACGAGGCGAACCGGCGUCGAUCUCGGCGCGCGCGCGAGGAGAUAAAAGCCGGUACGCGACGACGAGUACGAUACGCGGAACGGCAGACGAGAGGUAGAGAAGAGAGAGAGAGAGAGAGAGAGAGAGAGAGAGAGAGACGGCCGCGUGUGUGGUUGCCGUUAACAGUGAAUGCGCCAGUUUUCGUUUCGGAAUUUCUUCGCGCAUAUGCGUAUGGAUAUCUGAGGUGGAUGCGGAGUAGCGAGAGGACUCGCUGAAAGAGGGAGGCCGGGAACGACGGCGCGGUCAGAGCACGGACGACGACUCUGGCGCCGGCAUUUUGACGUUUGCUCCGCGCGCGCGUCUUCCCUCUUCGCGUGUGAUGAAUACUGUCGCAAGUGAGCGGUGUACGCGACGCCAGCAGCAGACAGAGCGUCGUGCCGCGCGAGCGAUGCCGUGCUCGCAGUGAGUCGCCCUCCCCCGCGCCCCUUCUCCCCCUUCCCCGCCCGGCGUUCGUUCGACAAUUAGCGGCGUACGAUAACAAUAACAACAAUUCGUCGAUCGUUGCGCGGAAGAUAAAGGAGGAGGAGAGAGAGAGAAAUACGGCUCUUGACAACGUCGUGUGCGCGCAUUCGCGGAUUUACCGUAAAUCGGGAAGUGUGUACGGCGGAGAAUAACGCGAGCUCCCAUAACCGUCCCGGAGGAUCGCAUCUCCUCGCCUCGCGGCGUCGUGCGUCGUGCGUCGUGUCUCGCCGGGUCUCUCCGCUCGUCUCGCUCGCCGCCGGCAUUCUCUCGCGCGUCUCAGGAGGUGGAGGGGAAGGCCUGCCUCUUCCCCGAUGAUACGCACGUGCACUCGCCGCUACCCGCUACUACGUUUACGUGCGUGCAUGCGUCCGAGCAGCCGCGUUCAGUGAAUCGAGUUCAUAUCUCAUCGUGCCGCGUCGGGAGGAGGACGGGCGAGUGACGUGUCGUCAGUGCCCGUGUUGGUUGUACGUGUCGUCAUUGUCGUCGUCGUCGUCGUCGGCGUCGUCGGUCAGUGAGAUUAUUACGCUUACGCGCGCUUCCGCUGCCGUCGCGUUUCCCGUGUGGCACCUGCUGGAAAAGGAGGCCGAAGCGGAGGGACUUCGCAGCCGCGCGUAGCCAUGGAUACGCUCCUACCGAGCGGCAAUAUAUUUCGAGAGCUGCAGGACAUACACGACACCGGAUACUUCUCGGCCCAGCCGUCGCUCGAGGAUCACUGGCAACAGGUAAGAAAGAUCAUCUAGAAGGAUGCAACUACGUGACUUCAACGAUAACACAUUUCUGCGGAUGUAUCUACAGUUGUCGGUAAGCUCAACUAAUUGACAGCGCGCUCGACGCGGGUUGAUCGAUCGAAGCGUCCGGUUGCUCGCCAGAGAGGGAACGAAGAACUUGGCGGAGCCUGAAUAUUGCCGGAACAGACAUGCUACGAGAUGGAGAGGUACCUGAAGGACGAACCGAAGCUACAAUCGUACAAAAAACUCCCCACGGAACUGGACACAGCGCCCUGGAACCUCUUCAGGGCACCAUCGAUCUCGUGGACGACGUCCACUGGAACGAGUGCACAAUUCGACCCCCCAAUCAAAAUGGAGGUGACGACGUCGUCAGACGAAAGGGAUCCCCUCUGCCUGGACGACAUUAAAUUCAGUCCUGGUGAUCAUAAUGACAAUGGUCGCGAUAGGGAUCUUCUCGAUCGUCAUCUUGACUCUUUAUCGAUGUCCUCGGCGAGUUCGGCGUGUUCAGCACUGUCCUGGGACAGCUCACCUUCCCUCUCUUGUACGGCGCUCAUUCUUAAAAAAGAACCGAGCGAAGACCUUGAGGAGGACGAGGAGCACGAGGAGAUCGAGGAGGAGGAGGACAGCGGAUGCGAAAGCGAAGGUCAGAUCCUGACGCCGCCGUCGAGUCCCGGGUCGGGUCAAGGUCAUUCCAACUCCAGUCACUCGUCGAGUGGGAGUUCGAUGCUCGACGUGCACAACCUCAACCUUCACGGCGCGGGCGGGAGGAGCGCCAUCGUCAGGGUUACCACUGGGAACGCGCAGGGUGUCGCAAGACUGAUCUCCGUCACGGCGAACGGCUUCCCCGCGGUAGCCGGCACGCAACACGCGCACGCGGGCGCAACCGCGGCCACGACCACCGUGGCUAACAGGCACCACGCGAGGAGCAACGAGCACAGUCCGCCCGACACGAAACGCAGGAUACACAAAUGCCAAUUCCCCGGGUGCAAGAAGGUCUACACCAAGAGCUCGCAUCUCAAGGCUCAUCAAAGGACGCACACGGGGGAGAAGCCGUACAAGUGCAGCUGGGAGGGCUGCGAAUGGCGAUUUGCGCGUUCGGACGAAUUGACGCGCCAUUACCGCAAGCACACCGGCGCGAAGCCGUUCAAAUGUCGGCAUUGCGACCGAUGCUUCUCCCGCAGCGACCAUCUAGCUCUCCACAUGAAGAGACACGUGUAAUCAAUCGUCUCCGCGAGCGGUUCCAGCCGCGCGUCGUACUCCGCGGUUGGGACCGUCGAGACCUCUUCCUCGUAAAGAUCGCGGAGAUCUUCGAUAUUUGCACGGCGAAAUUCACGCGAUUCUAGCAUUUUCCGAGGACACCUAGUAGUAUGCUGCAAGUAGAAGGCGAUCGAUUAUCGAACGCUCAAGCUUGAUGAACAAACAUCAAGAGAAAGAUCUACGAAAGUAGCUGUAUUAGGUAUUUGAGAUUCGUCAGGCUCCGUCUGUGACGGAAAACCCAUUUCCGAGGGUCACUCGAGAGGAGAUCGAUGAUCAGCGAGACGCCGUUUGAAGACAAUCGAAGAUCGAGUUUGUGUCUAAAACGAUCCAGGGGAACGAUUCGGAAGAAGGCUUGACGAGCAAUCGGAUGACGUGUUGUACUUUAAAGCAGCACUUCAUCGGAGUCCAAAGAGUCACACGUGUGUAACAAUGUGCAUUUCCCCGAAGUGUGCCCUGAUGUGUGAGAUCAGGAGGAGGGGAAAAAAAAGUGAUCAACGACAUUUGUCUUUAAGAGCCAAAGGGAUCGCACGAAACAAAUCUUCGACCCCGCUAACUCGCACGAGUUUGAGGAGAGACGGAAACGUCGACGGUCAGCAAUGAUCCGGAAGAGAGAUUGCGGCCAAUGUAAUAUAGGAAAGGGGAGGGCCUCCGGGGAAGUUGCCGAACAAAGAAGUCGCCCGGGAAGUUUCGUACGAGAGACGUCAAUCACUGCCAAUUCGUUACAUUUUAAGAUCAGAGCUACCGUCGAAGAUUUCAAGCUGCGACUUUAGCAACCGGAGGUCUUCGAGGAGCGAGAAGCUGACUGGAGAAAGCCUAAAGUUUUCGCCGAUUCUCAACGGUACGCGGCACAAGCGGAUGCUCAUUCGUCGAUAAAAGAAAGAAGAGAAUUUUUAUGUUAAAUAAAAGAUAUACGCUCCUACUGCAUACAUGCAUGCAUGCAUGCAGCAUGCAUGUAUGUAUGUAUGUAUGUACCACAGAACAAACCGUUAAUCUUUUCCAAAACGAUCGAGUCAACGGUUGUCGCAUUUGUCGAUGUCGAGAUAUCUCGGGUGUCGCGAGUGCCGUCGCGCGCGCACUAAAAACUAGAGAAAAACGUAGAUUUUCGCGAGGACAAUAAUGCAAACUGUCGGUGCCAAACGUUAUUUUCUUUCUCUUGCUUUUUUUCUUUCCCUUUCAGGAACUCCGCGAAGACAUUCGCGGCUAAAUACGCGCACGCGGCACUCGCGAUCCCACCGGCGAUCUCUCUCGUAGGGCGCAUCGAAAUCGCAUUCUCACGCAGCGGAGAAUCGAGGCAGGCGCGCGACGCGUGGUAAUUGAAUACGUGAUUUCGAUCAGUUUCGACGGCAACGAAGAUUCGCUGUGCCGAGUGCUAAUCCUGAAUUUACAGUGCGAAUUACAGCGCGGCCCGCCGCUGAUUCCGCCGCCGCGCUAUCAGUACCAAAGCCCGCUCGAAAAGAAGCUUAUGAAUGCGGGAUACAACUGUUUCGCUUUGCUACUUACAGCUGAUUUUUACUAAAUGCCGACGCACUCCAGCUUGCAGGUAAUCCACACUCGAUCGUCAUUGUUGACGCAGCGCUUUUUUAUUCUUACGAAAAGAAAAAAAAAGAGAGAAACUUACUCGAAUUUUGCAUGCUUGUGGGGACUGUAAAAAAGGGCUUUUUCUCUCGCGAUGUUUUCCGACUGUAGCACUGCUCGAAACAUGCGCGGGUAAGGGGAUCGUUCGACGAGACGAUCAUCACGAAAAACUCAGCAGAAUACAAAUAAAUAUAUAUAUAUAUUUUUUAAUAUUCUCGUCAUACUCAUUGAAACAAUGUAGAUAAGCAAGUAUAUUACGGGCUGUAAAAUCCGCAUAAGACUUUCGUACGCUUUUCACGCAGCCGAAUAAAUCGCGAACGGUUCCCUGCCUCGCGCAUGAUCUAUGGCAGACAGUCGACUUUAUUAUCUUGUAUCCGCGAGCGUGUUGAUCUAACAAGCAUCUACGGUCAUCAGCGGGAGAUUGCUCGUCUCGCUCGUCAUUGAAAAAUCCCGAUAUUUAAGAUAUAUCGCGUGCAACAGAAUAAUCAAGUAUUCCCGGCGACAAUGUCGAAAAGAAAAGAAAAGAAAAAGUACGAAAUAAAUUGAAACCGUUGCGGUGCGCACUCAUCAAAAAAAAAAAAACGAGGGAAGGAGGAAAACUUCAAGAAGACUAAUCUUACCUGACAGUAAGACGCGAAAUAGCCAAGGAGACGAGAAAUAUAAAAAAAAUAACUAAAUUUUAAAUGUUCAGUGGCCAAAUAAAUUAAUUGAUACGCACGUAGAAUCUAAAGAUAUACCGUACCUACUGAGUAAGCCCGACUGACUGAGAGUCGGCGCGGUUCGUACGAGUGCAUGCGAGUGCGGCUGUGUUAUGUGUGGGUCGUCGAUGCGUGCGUGCGUUUGCGUGUGUGAGUGUGAGUGUGAGUGUGUGCGUGCGUGUAGAUGUAUUUUUUUCCACGGGUAUUCCAAGCCUGAUAGGUGGAGUAUAAGGGAGGAGAUAAGCCGAAUACUAAGUUUGUAUAUUGUGCAAUUUUUUCAAUGUUUCAUUAUUUGUUACCAUGUUCACGAUUAAUUAUAAAUAAAUAAAUAUAUAUAUAUAUGUAGCAUUUACAAUUUUAAGAUAUAACGGCCAUGAAGCCAGACGUCUUUUUGAUAGCCAUAUUCGGAUACUGUGGUCGUCGUCGCGUUCGCGACACAUCCCCCUCUCCCCAUUCCCGAUCUUUUUUUUCCGACGGGCGAGAUGUAAUUAAAAGUACGCGGUAGUACAAGGGAAAAGAAAUGGGCGCGCACGCGAAAGAUGCAAAGUCUCGUCUCUGACCUCGACGACCUCUCGUUAAAUUCCAUGCCGGUCGCUGGAACGAAAGUAACUGAAGAUAAUGGUCCUUGUUAGAACCGGAGUCCACACGCAUGUAUAAUUUGCUCUUCAGACUCGUGCGUCUCUGCACUGAGUUCGUAUUUAGACUUAGUGUUGAAGAAGAGGUGAUGAGCCGAUGUUGCAAAAGAGAAGACUUUUCCCGGAGAAAGGUAUUCUCUUUUGUCGUUACGACGUCCGGUAUUUCCAAUCGAGGCAACCAACGAGCUCUGUAAAUAUGUAUCGCUAAAUUAACGAGAUCGGAGACAGAGGCGAGCAAUUAAGUAACGGCGAGAGAAAAGCUCGAAUACUUUGAAUAAAAAAGUUGCUAGACGUUUAGAUAGGUGGAUAGCUAAAUCGUUAGAUAGGCACUUAGAUAGACAGAUGAUUAUUAUAGAUCGACGAAUGGGAAUAGAGCGUAUGCGCCCAAGAGUGUUUGAGAACAGAUAGAGAGUAUUAUAUAUAUAAAUAUAUAUAUAUAUAUGUAGGUAGAGAUCGUUAUACAUAGGUAGAGAUGUAAGUAUCUAAGAAAACUCUAAAGAACUUUAGGAGAGAUGCAGUAUCGUUGUACGAGGUACGAUAAGUGAACAUAAAUGUUUUAUGAUACUCGCGUACAAGAAAAACGAGAUGAAUACUGAGAAUAAAAAAAAUAAAAGCAUACAUAAAUUAAGUGGUAAUAAAAAAAAUUAAAAAAUACAGUACGAUUAUAAUUGUAUUAUCGUGGUCUAAGGUAUUUUCAGUCAUGUUGUAUAGUAACUGUAAAUUACACGAUUUUAAAGAAAAAAUGCGAAGAUGUAUGUGAGUAUCAGAGAGAAUGAGAGCGAGAGAGAGAGAGAGAGAGAGAGAACGGGAAAGAAAGGAAGAGAGGAUGACAGGAAGGGCAAACGUAAAAAGUGCGGCGCGGCUCGUGCUGGAUCAUUUUUGCAUAAAAAGAAGCAAAAGAUUGAAUUGAAGAAAGAAAAAUUGACGAAACGAAUUAUAUCGGUCGAGUAUCGCGAAAUUUGUAUAAACAUUCCUCCCCUUUCCCCAAAAGAUUUUGACGCAAACUUAAAAGAGUAGCAAAUAACACGUAAAUUGACAGAGAAAUGUAAAAAGCUCCCUUUUAAUAAUAAUGUUAAUAACAAAUACACUCGCGGCAACAGGGCACUGACGAACGCAAUGCUAGAUAGCUGCAAUCAUGUAAAUUUUGAAGCACUUACCCCCGAUGUGGAAGGAAUUUGAUGUGUUACUAUUUGUGAAGUUAUGAAAAAAAAGUAUUAGUUAACAAUUCAAGACGUCUGCAAUUUUAUUUAUUAAUUUUAGUUUGCUGUAAUUCCAUAUGUUUCUUCUUUUUUUUGUUUUUGAAUUUCAUUCUCUAUUUUAUUGUCUGAGUCUUUCUGCACGAGAAAUAUUUUAUUUAGGAAUUAUAUAUAUUUUUUAUAACAUUUUUUUUGUAUCGAAAGCUUUGCGUCACAGUUUAUUUCGAAUCAUUGAUAUUUUUUCUUGUUUACAUAUACAUUCCAGACGUCAUGUAUUGUCAAAUGCACAUUCAAAAUACUACACCGAUAACCGAACUGAUAGAACUAAUAUUAUUUUUAGGGAAUUUUCUCGUUAGAACAGAGUUAAAUAGAAAUAAUGAAGAAAAUGAGCACUAUUAAUGAUAUACAAGGAUUUUAUGACAAAAAAAAACUUAAAAAGAAGCGAAAGAGAAGCGAAGAAAGAGAGAAAAUGAAAGAGAAAAAGUUUGAAUAAAAAAUGAAAAAAAGUGAGAAAGGAAAUUACGAUGAACAUAGAAGCACCAGUGACAAUGUGCGAAUGAACAAGAGUGAAAGUGCAUAAAUACGAGGUAAGAAAGAGAAUGAGAGAAAAAAAGAAAGAAAGACAAGAUGCGCGAGAACGAAAGAGUUAUGAGAAAAAAACAAAGACGAUAUAACUUAUAUUUUUAAAAAGUGACCUUUGGCAUAUUUAAAGACUUGUAAAAAUCGUGCAACGAGUUAAAUAAACAAACAAAAUCAAGGGCGCAGUGUAUUAAGAGGCGUCCGUCCUUCUCCGUGUCUCUUUUCAUGAUGCACUUAUACACAUAUACUAACACGUACACAAACAUACAUACACAACGCACUCGUUGAAAUACUCGGUAGCAGGUGCGAUUUACAAUUCUGAGACAUUUUCUAAAUUGCGGUACGUACCCACAUUUCUAGCCGUCAAGCGCAUGUACGCACAGGCAUACGAUACAAGAUGAAGCCUGAAAUUCAGAAGGAGUCCGAAUAUAUGCCUGUGUGUUUUAAUCUCAAUAAGAAACUGAAGAAAGGGCAAGUAAGAGCUGAUGAGAAAAAGUCUUCGAGAAUGGGAAAAGUAAAAAGACGCGUUCCUCUGAAAGAAACAUACAUCUCACGAAACGCAAGUAAUCAGUAUAUUUAUAGGCAGACUAUCUCGGGGCCUAAAGGGAUAGAAAUGAUUUCAAUCAACGCUCGAUUCUCGAGCCUCGCUCGUGUGAUCUUCCCCGAUUCAUCGCGAAUCGAGUCUUCCCGAUUUCAAAUCGAAUUCCUGACGUUUACGCGACAUAUUAAAAGCAAGAAUAAAAAGAAACCACAGUCUUUUGAUCCUUUGACACGGCUAUUAACGCGAAUAGGCGCGUUCUAUCGGGGAUGAAACUUUUCUCAUGACGAGGUGUCGAGCAUCGAAGAGGUAAACUCGAAAAUGGAAAGAAAACGAGCAAACAAACAGUCACCGCGCACAGUCACUAAUGUCAUCCAACAACACAAUCCAUGAUAGGGGAUAGUAUUUUUAGGGAUUUUAUACAGGCAUGCGACGGCAUUUCUAUGUUUUAGCCGGGAUAUUUACUGUCGAUGAUUAUUGACAUUUCUUCGUGUAUGUACGUAAGACGAGUGCGUGCGCACGUAACACAUGUAACGAGAGACAGUGUGAACGGAAAAGUACGCAAGGUGAUCCUUGAGGGAGUGCCAGACGCAGAGAGAAAGAGGGAGAAAGGGAAAAUUGCGGGGCAAGUGGAAAAAGUCAGUGAAAAAAAGAAAUCAUUUUUCCAGAAUUCUGUAUCUCGUUGCGUAUACAUUUCUACUUAUAUAAUAUUACGCGUAUUAACAUAUUACGAUAAUGUGAUUUAUUAUGUGUGAUUUUGAACGAGAAGAGAUGUGGGAAAAUCUUUAAAGGAGUAUUUUAUAUUACGAGGUAAAAUGAAGAAAGAAAAGAUGCGAGCGCGAAAAGAGAGAGAGAGAGAGAGAGAGAGAGAGAGGGAGUGCAAAAUGCGAAGCGAUAGUUAAUGUCCUUGUCGCAGCUUUUUUUGUCGCUGAACUGUGUAAUUGUAACGAAUAACGCGCUUGCAUAACUGCCGUUUCUUUCUCUCGACGUCAUUUCUCCUUCUUUUUCUUUUUCUUUUUUUUCUUUGUUCUUCUCAUUUCCUUCUUAUAUUAUCAUGGUCGCUAUGUUUCCGAUGUUUUCGUCAAGAUGGACGAUGAUCACCUGCAGAGAUACUGCUCCUUUUUCUAUCGGUAUAAAAGAAAUGACAACGAAAGGGGAAUCAUUAGGCUAAUAAGUUGUUAAAAAUUCGUGUAUAUUCGAUAUACAGUAAAUGAUCAAUUUUUUACGCGAAACGACGUUGCACUCUUUGCUCUACGCGAACCGUCGUCAUCUUCGAAAGGUCGCUAGCUUAUCGAUUAUCUUGUCGAAAACAAGCACGGUACUGCGCUGCAUAGAGAGAGAGCCUUUCCUCUGGGCUGUCCAUCGAACCCUGACGCGUGGACUUUCCAAGCCGCUUUCCGCAUUUCCCUCUCGGAAAAUAUUUCGUAGGUACCCCCGUGUUACACGGCGCCGCGUAAACACGCUUCGCGCCACGAGUCGUUCGUAUCGAUUGCAUCGCGCGAAAGAGACAUAAAUACACCACGGCACUCGCGUUUGUACACGCUUCAGCACGCGCGAGAGCUCGAGUCUUGUCUACCAAAAGAGAACCCUAUUCAUCGGGAUGUGAUUGUACAUGGUUUUUAAAUCUAGUAAUUUUUAAGCGAGACCCCUCGUGCGAGCGUAUAAGACGUUAUCAGCAACGGAGAAUCGAUAAUCACACGCGCGACACAUCGCCGAGCAGAGAGAGAAAAAAAAACAAAACGAAAACGAACGCGAAAUGUAUACGAUUCUAGGAACCUGACUUGUCCUCGACGACAAAAUACAGAUUACAUAGAAAAAAAGAUGGAAAAUAAGAAAAAAAAAGAAGAACGUAAGAGAGAGGCAUCUUCAUCGAAAGUUGAGACUAAUCACCUUACCGCGAAAGUCUCCCGGAAGUCGAGACGCGCUGGUUUGCUCCGAAGACUCGACGUUUUGUACAAGGUGUAGCGAGCUCGUGUAACGAGCGCAGUAGGUGAUCACAUGUGAUAUUUGUAUCGGCUAUUAUAUAUAAAUAUAUACAUAUAUAUAUGUAAAUGUACAUUAUAUAUUAGAGAGUAUUCCGUUAGGAUUAUGACUGGUAGUUAGAAAAAAAAGACGUAAAAGAGGGGGAGGGGGGAUGAGAUGGGAAAAAAGAAAGGGAGAGAGAAGAAAGACGAAAUACGUCGGGCCCCAUCGAAUGUCCCGCCGUAGAACAAGCGAACGCCUCGUGGACGGAAGGGUGAGGGAAAAACGGCGGAAACGAUCGCAAUUUUCCGCGGAAACGCACGCUCCCGCCUGAGCCAUGCCUAAUCGCGCUAUGCGCAGGCCUACUUGCCGGUUUCGGAAGAACGGUUCGCCAAUUCGGACGGGGAGGGAUAUAAUCGGUGUAUAUGAGUGCAAAAGAAAUGGGACGAUGGUAGAGUACGGACACGAGCUUAAAAGGGAAUCAGCGUGCGGCGAGAGCGUAGUUGGUCCGAAUUUCCGAAUUUUCCACACGGACUGCGGCCAUAAAUAUUCGUUAAAGCUAAUUCAAGUCUAACUGAUUCCGGGAUUAAGUGACAAUUAACUAAUUCUGUGUUUCUUUCUGGAGGAAGAGAGAGAGAGAGAGAGAAAGCAGGAGUCGAGACUUGGUUGAAUUCCAGGUAACUUUAACUGCUAUUUAUGGGAACGGUUCAAUGAAAUUUUUACGGGCAAAGCGCACGAAAAACCGGGCGAUCGCGCGCAAUCGCUCCGACGAAUUCCUCAAAGUCAGGAUGAUCGGACCGAUCGAUUCUCGAUCACGUAUAUAAGAAACGCAAAGGGGGAAGAUAUCGAGCAACCAUUCGCGCACUCGAGCCCGAGAGAGGCGAGUAGUUUCGCGAUGCAUAGUGACUUGACUUUUUUUUCUUGUUUCUUUCCUGCCUGCAGGACGAGUCGCUCUUUGCGACAAUUCCACGUCGAGGCGCGCGUAACAUCGUAAGAAUGCCAGCGCGAGUAAAAAUCGACUCGUUUGGCGCGCCGUUAAAUUGCUUCGUGUUUUCGGUCGUUUUUGAAAUUUCUCGCCCUUCUUCAAUCUCGGAAUUGUCUACUGGCGACUGUUAUCGAUUCUCAGCCACUCUCGCGCUGCUGUAAGAUAUAUUGCAUUGAAAGAUUUCUUGAACACGAAUAACGAGCUCGUCCUGCAUACGUUGCUUUUUUCCUUUCCUCUUCUUUAGUUUCGUUACGUUGCUUUCGCACUUGUCGACUUCGGAGAACAGGGAAGCGACGCGAAGAAGAGAUUAGCAAGCGCUAACGAAGGUUUGCUAAACUGUCUAGCGAGAGAGAGAGAAUUAUACGCGACGAGAGAGGAAUGUGCGAAUGCGAGUUGCGAGAAGUGCGAACGGGAAUACGAGCGUAAAAGAUGUACAAAACGAAAAAGAACAACCAAUUGUAUGUAACUGCUUGCGUAUAUAUGUAUAUGUGCGUGAAUGUGCGUGAGUGUAUGCGUGUGUGUGUGUGUGUGUGUGUGUGUGUGUGUGUGUGUGCAUGCGCGCCCAUGUGUGUGCUAGAAAUCUGAAUGACGCGAGAAUCAAACUCUGUGCGAUUUCUUAAUGUUUGCCAGAACUUUUAUAUAAAUUAUUUACUACACAAAGUCUUUAUUACAUCUUUAUCUUUAUAUUAUAUAAUGAGACGCUACAGUUAAUAUUAUUAAUGUUAUUAUUAUAUUAUAAUUAUUAUACGACCGCCGUAUUGUUCUUUCUUUUUUCUAUCGUCGAUUGUACAAAAGCAGCGAAUACCGUCUAAGUUUAAAUGUUUAGCAUGUAGAUCAUUUGUAAUGUUAUAUAUACAUAUUAUGAUUGAUUGGUUAACUAAUUAUAUUUUAUAUAAUUAAGCGUAGCACGCGGGAACCGCUCCGCUCUCGCCGACGAGCGUUCCUCCUCUUUACAUUUGCGAUUGAAUCUUUAAUUCGAUGUGUGCACGAAUCGCUGAACGAUCGAUGAAGCGCGCGUCGCGGAGUGAGCGAUAUCGAUCCUCGUGUGUUUGAAACGAAAGGAUUUCGCGAGGCGCUCGUCGCUCGACGCUCGGCGCUCGGCGAUAAGAUGAGAUUUCGGGCGUGCUGCCGCGGCGCGACGGGGAUGGAAAUUUUAUUUUUAUUAUUUUCUCAGAGACCGUCCUUCUUCGCGCGCGCGGAAUCGCGCCUCGAGGUCGAUAACGCUGCCGCCGACGCGCGACGCGCGACGCGCGACGCGUCGCAAAAGGAGAUCUCGAAUAUGUUACCCGAGAUAUCCCUCGCUCGCGCGAACGCGUCACACGUUUCGUCAUCGAUUUAUAUAAUUGUUGUCCGCCUAGAGAUUUUUACGUUGUCGAAAAGCGCACGCUUCUUCUUCGGCUAUCGGAGCGACCGGGCCGGCCGCGCUUUGUAAAUAAUUCAUUAAUUAAUAAACAAAUUUCUCAUUUUUUUGUGCUUGAGUGAGCUUGCUUUCAAGAGUCCUCCUUAAAAAGAGCGCUUGUGUCCCACGCGUCGUCGUCCGCGUCACGGCGCGGUGCCGACACGUCCGGGACGUACGCGAUCGCCAAACGAAUUGCGUCGAAUUGCGCCCGAUUCAGCGUGCAAACUGUGAAUUAUUCGAUUUUACGCUGGUCGGGCUGUUUAAUUCGCGUCGCGACGUGCAGCCUCAGUCCCAGGUUGCUUUAGGUGAGGGCUGAUUCGAUAUUGAACGCGAAAUUGCCCGAAUCGAGCCCGAGCUUUCCUAUUAUUAGGCAUGAAUUAGCGCCAGGGCCGGCCCAUCCGCUAAUAACAUAUUCUCGAUAGAGCGAUUAAUCUGUUUUUAACUUGCGACGCGAUUAAUACGUGCGAAAAAUAUGAGCGUGCAUGAGUUGUCCGCGAUAUUUACCAAUGUGAAAUACUUGGUGUUUUGCACUGAAUGUCGAGGAGGAUGUUGCAGGAAACAUGGAAAUAAAAAUCGCUAAAUUUCAACAAA
Solenopsis invicta (red fire ant) is the source of this 12938-nucleotide messenger RNA. Its product is annotated as Krueppel-like factor 7. Gene Ontology annotation, molecular function: DNA-binding transcription factor activity, RNA polymerase II-specific; RNA polymerase II cis-regulatory region sequence-specific DNA binding. The transcript is spliced from 8 exons. Bases 1722 to 2741 code for a protein of 339 amino acids. The record is from RefSeq and is a predicted model, not a curated record. Gene Ontology annotation, biological process: regulation of transcription by RNA polymerase II. Lineage: Eukaryota; Metazoa; Arthropoda; Insecta; Hymenoptera; Formicidae.